AUGUCUGAUGAUAUUCUAGAAUGUGCAAGAUGGGUUGUUCAAGUGUCUGACCUGCGGCAAGGACUUCAAGCAGAAAUCCACCCUGCUCCAGCACGAGCGGAUCCACACCGACAGCCGGCCGUAUGGGUGUCCCGAGUGCGGCAAGAGGUUCCGGCAGCAGAGCCACCUGACGCAGCACCUGCGCAUCCACGCCAACGAGAAGCCGUACGCAUGCGUGUACUGCGAGCGCACCUUCAGGCAGCGCGCCAUCUUGAACCAGCACCUGCGCAUCCAUUCGGAUCAAAAGCUCUUGAAAUCCAUAGUAAACAUCUAGGACCUUACAAAACCAAAGUUGAUGAUGGCAGAUCAAAGACGAAACGUAUAUUAGAAAAGCUGAUAGAACCAUCUUGUACAACAGAAAAAGUAGCAAUGAGGAUGUACGUCAGUCCGCAUCUGGUCUUCAAGAACGGCAUCAACCCGACCCUCUGGCCUCAGGACGUCCCUUUCCCGCCGGACGAGGGCAAAGAGGAGGUCCAAUCGACCUACGGCGACAACGACGCCGACAGAGCCGCCUGCUUCUCGCCCAACGGCCUGGCAGGCAACCUGCAAUACCCCGCCUACUUCAAGGACCCCAAAGGCAUGAACCACGCGGUAUUCGGCGCUGCCACCCAAUUCGGCGCUCUGCAGUACCUCAAGCAGCAGCAGCAGCCAGAACAUCGUGGGAACCAUAUCGACGAUUUGUUGGAAGCAACCUCAUGUCCAGUACACAGCUUCGCGGAUGAUAGUACCCUCCAUACCGCCUUCUCUUUCAGGGCUCCAAUACCAGGCAGGCAAAUCAGAAACGAACGAGGGAGAAAUGUUGACAACAUAAAUAUGGACUUGGCAUCUCGAAUGGGGAUCCAAUAA
Messenger RNA from Phaedon cochleariae (mustard beetle), 885 nucleotides. NCBI's taxonomy places the organism in Eukaryota, Metazoa, Arthropoda, Insecta, Coleoptera, Chrysomelidae. The record is from the annotation of a GenBank genome assembly.